AUGCUACAAUUUAAACUGGUUCUUUUGGGCGACUCGUCCGUGGGAAAAUCAUCAAUCGUUCACCGGUUCGUCAAGGACUCUUUCGAUGAGUUUCGAGAAAGUACGAUCGGAGCCGCAUUCCUUUCACAGACGUUGAAACUGGAGAAACAUGAGGAUGUGACAAUAAAGUUUGAAAUAUGGGAUACAGCUGGCCAGGAGCGGUACAAGUCUUUGGCACCCAUGUACUACCGAAAUGCAAAUGCUGCCUUGGUAGUCUACGAUGUGACACAACCUGGAUCUUUGGUCAAGGCUCAAAGCUGGGUUGACGAAUUGAAGCACAAAGUCGGAGAUCAGGAUCUAGUCAUAUGUCUUGUGGGCAACAAACUGGAUUUGUGCGAAGACAACGACACCGUGCGUCAAGUAGAUAUGGGAGACGCACAGAUAUACGCACAGGAACAAAAACUGCUAUUCCACGAGGUGAGUGCCAAGACAGGAGCAGGCGUGGCGCAGAUUUUCCAGGAAAUAGGUGAAAAGGUUUACGAACGGAAAGCUACCGAGUCUGCUGCGUCUACUGCUCACCAAUCCCGUAAACCUUUGAAUGUGGAGCUACAGAGACCUUCUACAAACGAUAGUACUUCUUGUUGUGUCUAG
Molecule: messenger RNA, 630 nt
Organism: Lachancea lanzarotensis
Lineage: Eukaryota; Fungi; Ascomycota; Saccharomycetes; Saccharomycetales; Saccharomycetaceae
Gene: YPT52
Product: LALA0S10e04104g1_1
Exons: 1
Coding region: 1-630 (209 amino acids)
Molecular function (GO): GTPase activity; GTP binding
Source: RefSeq, a predicted model, not a curated record